This is a messenger RNA of Castor canadensis (American beaver), 147 nucleotides long. RefSeq names its product keratin-associated protein 20-2-like. Lineage: Eukaryota; Metazoa; Chordata; Mammalia; Rodentia; Castoridae. The record is from RefSeq and is a predicted model, not a curated record.
AUGUGCUACUAUAGCAACUAUUAUGGGGGCCUGGGCUAUGGCUGUGGUGGCCUAGGCUGUGGCUAUGGCUGUGGCUAUGGUGGCUAUGGUUAUGGCUGCUACCGCCCACUGUGCUGUGGAAGAUACUGGUCCUAUGGCUUCUACUGA